CUCGCCAUCGUCGGUCGCCGCCUCCGUUCGCCGCUCCUCCCUCCUGUGGUCCUGCCUCUCCCUCCUGCGGUCCCGGUGCUUGGAUCCAGUCGCGCCCAUAGCAUCCCACCUCCCUGCCGGCUGCCGCCCUGUGCCCUUGCGGGUUGCGGCUCUGCUCCCGGCCGCUGCCCUGCGCCCUUGCGGGUUGCGGCUCUGCUCUCGGCCGCUGCAAGUGAACGGCUGCCAUGGCACUGCCCAGUCGGCGUCCUAGCCUUUCCAGGCCUCCAGCAUAGAGCUGGUGGUCGCCCGAUUUGACGUAUCCAACUCAGAGCUCGCCCGCUACCCUCAUUCCCCAAUUUUAAUUUGUGGUUUCUUCUUUAAUUUAGGGUUUCUACCAGUACAUGAACCGAUCAAUGUUGCACAUCAUUUUGUGUUAAAUUGUGUCAUUGUGAUAGGUAGAAAAGAAAUUAUUAUUGCAUAAUAUUGAAGAAUCAAGAGGACAUGGGGCAUUGCUUCUCUUUUCAAUAGACAUGUUUGAAGAUAGAGAAGAAGAAUCCGCCGGAUAUGAUCGAAGAACAAACCAAAGAACUUCUCAAGAGAAUAUGUUUGAAGCAGACAAAGCAAACAGGGUGGGGAUCUCGUCAGGAGAUUCCUCGCAGCCUCAGCCACAAGAGAUCAUCACCGUUGACAAUCAACGCCCACACAUGUCGGUUGAUGAUUUGCUCAAGGCAAUAAAAGGAGCCAACGGCAUGCCGGUGUUGUUCGUCCCCUCCAGCGACGGCCGGCUGGCGGCAGUAGCCAUGGACGGCCUCCAUCAGAAUCUGGUGCCCACCUACUCCAUUUCCGAAAAGAAGAACCAACAGGAUUUCCGGGCCUGGCUGCUGCUCCUCACGUCACUGGUCGCUACCGUCACCUUCACCGCAGGGCUCGCCCCGCCUGGCGGCUUCUGGGACAUCGCCGACACCUCGAUCAUGCGCGAUAAGUUCCCCCGCAUGUACUUGGUCUUCUACUACCGCAACACCACCGCUUUCUUCACGUCCCUGAUGAUCAUCGGCAUGCUCGCCAAGAACGUGUACAACAAGGAGACCGUAGUCCUAAAGAACCGUUUCUUCGUAGCCCUUGUCGGCCUCUGCUUCAUGACCUUGGGGACUAGCUACAUCACCGGCACCUGGGUCAGCCCCAGGGGAGGGGUCUACAACAUCGUCAUGUUUGUGGUAGUCAUUUGCUACAUGACCAUGCACUGGGUUCUGGACUUCAUAGUCUGGAUGCAACGCCGUGCUACAUGAAGUGAAAGAUCCAUCCCCGGAACCAUCGGUUUGUUGCUAUGAGUGAGCUAUAUGUAAGAACAAAAUUUUGUUAUCGGACACCGGCUUGUAUCCGUAAAUCCCUGUCCUGGUUUUGCUGCACAUGCUCCUAUUUUGACACCAUGGAGUUGUAAUUUGAUGCAUCCGAUCCUUCAGCCAGCAAAGCACUGCAUUGGGGGCGUAUACUCAGCAGU
Triticum dicoccoides is the source of this 1477-nucleotide messenger RNA. RefSeq lists its product as uncharacterized. Gene Ontology annotation, cellular component: membrane. NCBI's taxonomy places the organism in Eukaryota, Viridiplantae, Streptophyta, Magnoliopsida, Poales, Poaceae. The record is from RefSeq and is a predicted model, not a curated record. The transcript has 2 exons. The coding region runs from base 510 to 1265 and encodes 251 amino acids.